UUUUUUUUCUUUCCCAUUUAUCAAAUCAACCACCCGACGAAUAAGAACCCUAGAAUCCAUUCCAUUCCUCUUUCAAUUUUUCAAUCGAACAUUCAAUUAAGGGAUAGAAAGUUCCCAAUGUACGCCUAGUUUGAGAAUUACAUUUCGUUAUUUUCUCAGGUGCUUUUGCAAUUUGCCCGGCCUUCGUUCGUUCAACAAGUUUCGACCCAAUUCAUUAGGAAGAUGUCGUCAUCACCUUUUCCAAUCCUGGACAACCGCCCAAUCGACAAGUGGAAGGUUACCGAGUUGAAGGAAGAGCUCAAACGACGGAGACUCACUACACAAGGCUUGAAGCUGGAUUUGGUUAGGCGUCUCCAUGAUGCCCUUCGUGCUGAGCAACAAGAGUCUGAAACUGCUGCUCUUGCCGCUGCCAAUCAGCUGCCUGAUGUUACUUCUGUUCCUCUAGUUGGAGGAGCGGCAUUCACCACUCCAGAACCAGUUGGGGUUAAGACAACAACCACUGAAGCAUCAGCUGCCGUUGAGACAACACCACCCCCUGUGUUUUCUAAACCAGAUAGUGUCCUUGAUGAUGUCAGAGACGUAGCUGCUCUUAAUGCUCCAGUAGUUACCCAAGAGGCAUCUAAUGAGCAGAUUAUUGAGAUGGAGAAUAAGGAGACGUUUAGCGGGUUGGAUUCUAAGGCCCAACCUACAGAGGUUUCUGCUACCCACAACCAGGUAUCUGAGGUCAUCCCCGUUACAGGGUUUGAGGUAAAAUCUGAUUGUAUUUCUACCGAUUGUGUGUCAUCAAAUAAUGAAAAAAUACAACUAAAGGGUAACGAAAUUGCUGAUAAUGUCAAAUUAGAACAUAGUCUUAGUAAGUCCCAAGAGCCAUCAACAGUCAUUGGCAAAUCGCAUCCAAAGAUAUCUGCCGGGGGUGGAGAUGAUGCAGAUAUGACCAAAGGAUAUAAUAAUAAUAGUGUCGAUGCAGGCGACUAUGAAAAGUUGAAUUUAGAUAGAAGUUCUGGUGAUGAGUCUAUGGAUGAUGAGCCUGAGACAAAGCAAAAUGAAUCGGUUACGUCUCAUGAAGUGGUGGAUAAGAGUGUGCAAAAUGACUUGCUUCCUGACAAGGCUGAUAAUAUGGAUGGUGAGAAAGGAGAAGCCCCUGAUAACAAAAGCCAUCCACUGGUGGCUUCUGACAAAAGAAAGCUUCCUGUUAAUGAUCAAGAAGCUGUUGGACACAAUGAGCCUGCAAAGAGGCAGCGCCGAUGGAACUCUGAGAAUAUUAAAGUUCCUGAAGCACAAGCCGUGGAACCCACUACAACACCGAGGUCAGCUGGUCUGAAGCGUGACUUCUCCCGCUCUGUCUCUUCGGUUAGUGAGGAUGGACACAAGGAACGCGUGGUUCCUCCAUCUCCAAAGGAGCCUACCAAUUUCCUCAGGAUUGAUCGUUUCCUUAGGCCGUUCACACUGAAAGCUGUUCAAGAGCUUUUGGGCAAAACUGGAAAUGUCACUAGUUUCUGGAUGGACACCAUUAAGACCCACUGCUACGUAUCAUAUGGUUCAGUUGAAGAAGCUGCAGCAACAAGAGAAGCAGUGUAUAACCUCCAAUGGCCACCUAAUGGAGGCCGUCUUCUGACAGCUGAAUUUGUUGGACCAGAGGAAGUGAAGGCCAAACUAGAAGCUCCUCCUCAGCCACAGACCCAGGCUCCUUCGCAUCCACCUGCAACUGCUUUGCCACCACCACCGCCUUUGGCCAAAGCACCUCCAGUCAAAGAACGUCAUGCCCUUCCUCCUCCUCCUCCUCUAGUCCCGGAGGAACAAGAGGCUCCCAUAGUCACUCUGGAUGAUCUUUUCAAGAAGACAAAAGCAAUCCCCAGGAUAUAUUACUUGCCCUUGUCAGAUGAGCAAGUUGCGGCUAAACUUGCAGCUAAUAACAAGUGAUCUUGUUGCUUCUUGGCGAUUUCAUGCCAUUAUGUUCGUUGCAGGCUCUUAGGAAUUUAGCUUAGUUGCGGACAAAAGUUGAGAGGACUUGUUGAGUUUGGUUUGGUAUUGCUAAUGGUAGAACGCAGGAGAAGACUCCUUUAUGUUUUUUUUACUAUACUUUGGUACCUUUUGAUGAACGAACAAAGUUGGUUGUGCUGGAUGGACCUCUCUGCUCUGUAUUCCUUCUUUUUUUCUUCUUUUUAUGGAGCUUUGAACAAUUGUUGGUUUAAAAUAAUUACUGACAGACCAA
Brassica napus (rape) is the source of this 2212-nucleotide messenger RNA. Its product is annotated as apoptotic chromatin condensation inducer in the nucleus. Bases 223 to 1920 code for a protein of 565 amino acids. Gene Ontology annotation, molecular function: nucleic acid binding. The transcript is spliced from 6 exons. The record is from RefSeq and is a predicted model, not a curated record. Lineage: Eukaryota; Viridiplantae; Streptophyta; Magnoliopsida; Brassicales; Brassicaceae.